Messenger RNA from Solea senegalensis (Senegalese sole), 12832 nucleotides. RefSeq names its product epiplakin 1 (gene eppk1). Bases 7 to 11682 code for a protein of 3891 amino acids. NCBI's taxonomy places the organism in Eukaryota, Metazoa, Chordata, Actinopteri, Pleuronectiformes, Soleidae. The record is from RefSeq and is a predicted model, not a curated record. The transcript has a single exon. Gene Ontology annotation, molecular function: structural molecule activity. Gene Ontology annotation, cellular component: membrane; cytoskeleton; cytoplasm. Gene Ontology annotation, biological process: intermediate filament cytoskeleton organization; wound healing.
GUAAAGAUGGACAAUCAAGACAAAAAGCAAAAUGGCUACACAGACGUGCAUGGCCCUGUGGCUGGCAUAUUUCUGGAGAAAACAAAGGAGAAGAUAACCAUAUACCAAGCCAUGAAAAAGCGUCUGCUCAAACCAGGGACAGCAUUAGCCCUGCUUGAAGCACAAGCUGCCACAGUGGGCAUUGUAGACCCAAUAAACAACAGAAUACUUCCUGUUGUAGAUGCUGUGAAAGAAGGAAUUGUUGGACUGGAGAUGAAGGAGAAACUUCUUGGAGCAGAGAAAGCCACCAGUGGCUAUGUAGACCCCUACACCAAUCAAAUAAUAUCUUUAUUCCAAGCAAUGCAAAAAGAUUUAGUCCCAAGAGAUAAAGGACUAAGGUUGCUUGAAGCACAGAUUGCCACACAAGGCCUGUUUGAUCCCAGUGAUAAAAAGAACAUUUCAGUUGAAUCCGCAAUUGAAAAGGGCUACUAUGAGAAGGGUUUAAUCAAUGACAGGAUGUCAGAGCUCAAAGUUUUCUACCAUCCAAGUUCGCAAGAAACUCUCAACUACCAAAAUCUACUAGAGAAAUGUACCAUUGAGCCCGAUACAGGCCUGUUGCUCCUUCCUGUCUGCAUCACCUUCAAAGGUCUGCGAAGAGGCAUCUCCUCCACUGAACUCUUUGAAUCAAAGAUCAUUGACAAAGAAACAUACAAUGACCUACGAGAAGGAAAAACCACAACACAGGAUGUGUUGUUGAUGGAAACCGUGAAAGAAUACCUGGAGGGCAAAGGCAGUAUUGCAGGUAUUGCUGUGCUUUCAACCAAUCAGAGAAUGAGCAUUUACCAAGCCAUGAAACAAGGAAUACUGAUGCCUGGAACUGCAUUAGUUCUGCUGGAGGCGCAAGCGUCAACUGGAUUUAUGAUUGAUCCUGUAGAAAAUAAAAAGUUCACUGUGGAUGAGGCCAUCAAGAACAAACUUGUUGGGCCAGAAUAUCAUGCAAAGCUGUGUUCUGCAGAGAGAGCAGUGACUGGAUACAAAGAUCCAUACACAGGUGAAAUAAUAUCUUUGUUUCAAGCACUGUCCAAAGACCUAAUUGUCAGGGAGCAUGGGAUUCGCCUACUUGAGGCACAGAUUGCUACAGGUGGAAUAAUAGACCCAAUCAACAGUCACAGACUUCCCACUGAAGUGGCCUUUAAGAGAGGUUAUUUUAAUGAAGAUAUGAAUGAUGUACUUGAAGAUUCAGGGGAUGACACAAAAGGGUUUUUUGACCCAAAUACAGAAGAUAAUCUUACCUAUCUUCAACUGAUGGAAAGGUGUGUCAUUGAUCCUGUCACUGGAUUGUGUCUCCUCCCUCUCUUUAAUAAAACAGAUAACAGAGUAAACUUUAACUUCAUUGAUUACCAAACUAAAAUGGCCUUCAAAGAAGUGAAGGUGAACAUCACAUGUGGGAAGUACAUGGGGAUGACAGUAUCUCUGUGGGAACUGUUGAUGUCAGAAUACUUUGAUGAACAGCAGAGACGUGACAUUAUUCAGAAGUACAGAGAAGGGAAGCUUGAUAUCAAGAUGAUCAUUACAACAGUUCUGGAAAUCAUUGAGAAGUCUGUGAAAACAACUAAAGUUGUCUUUGAAGGCAUCAGAGAAAAUGUCACAGCCAAACAGCUUUUGGAGGCAGACAUCAUCAGUGAAGAGGCCCUUGAGGAUUUGAAAAAGGGAAAAAAGUCAGUGAAAGACAUGAUGAAAGACGAAAUGGUAAAUGUGUACCUACAAGGAAAAGGCAGCAUUGCAGGUAUUCUGCUUCCUGAUUCUCGAAUCAUGACCAUCUAUCAGGCCAGACACAGAGGACUGCUGAUGCCAGGGACAGCUCUGGUUCUGUUAGAAGCACAGGCAGCAACAGGAUUUAUUAUUGACCCUAUUGGAAACAGAAAGUUUUCAGUGGAUGAUGCUGUAAAAGCAAAUAUUGUGGGGCCAGAUGUCUGUCAAAAGCUGCGCUCAGCAGAGAGGGCAGUCACUGGGUACAAAGAUCCAUAUGAUGGAAAAAUAAUCUCUCUGUUCCAAGCGAUACAAAAAGACCUCAUCGUAACAGACCAUGGAAUUCGGCUCUUGGAGGCUCAGAUUGCAACUGGUGGCAUUAUAGAUCCAGUGAACAGCCAUCGGAUUCCUGUCCAUGUGGCCUAUGAAAGGGGCUACUUCAAUGAGGAAAUGAAUGAAAUCCUGACUGAUCCAAGUGAUGACACCAAAGGAUUUUUUGAUCCCAACACUCAUGAGAACCUGACAUACUUGCAGCUCAUAGCCAGAUGUGUCACCGAUCCCAGUACAGGUCUUUGUCUUUUGCCACUCAAGAGCAAAGGUAGAAAAAUUACCAUUGAUGAUAAUCUUCGAGAAACAUUCAAAAUAACAGUUACUGUCAAGUAUGGCAGGUUCAGGGGCAAGCACACAACUCUGUGGGAUCUAAUCAAUUCAGAGUAUCUGUCUGAAGACAAACGACAAGAGUUUUUCAAGCUUUUCAAAUCAAGAAAAAUCACACUUGAGCAACUCAUCAUCACCAUUUUAGACAUCAUUGAAAGUAAGGAAAUAAAAAAGCAAGACGCUCUGAACUUUAAAAGUCUCAGAGGAGAGGUCUCUGUUGUGGAUCUUUUGGAGCUGGAAAUUGUGGAUGAAGAAACAUACAACAGCUUAAUCGAUGGACGUUUGACAAGCACUGCUGUGAUACAAAUGGACAGAGUGAGAGACUACCUAGAGGGAAAGAGUUGCAUAGCUGGGGUGCUUCUUCAACCCUCAAAUAAGAAGAUUAGCAUCUAUGAGGCACAGAGACUUGGUAUUCUUACACCUUGCACUGCCCUUUGCCUCCUUGAAGCACAAGCAGCCACAGGGUUCAUUGUUGAUCCUCUGAAAAACCAAAAACUUACAGUGGAACAAGCUCUCAGAGAAAAAGUAUUUGGUCCCCAGGUGUAUGAAAAGCUUUUAUCUGCAGAGAGGGCUGUCACCGGUUACACAGAUCCAUACACUGGUCAAAAGAUCUCACUCUUCCAAGCCUUAAAAAAGGAUUUAAUUGUCAAACAGCAUGGCAUCCGUUUACUUGAGGCCCAAAUUGGUACAGGUGGCAUUAUUGAUCCCAUGAAGUGUCUUCACCUACCACUCCAGGUUGCAUACAAGAAGGGAUAUUUUGAUGCGGAGCUAAAUCAAAUUCUGAUGGACCCAACUGAUGACACGAAGGGCUUUUUUGACCCAAAGACAAAAGAAAAUCUCACAUACAUGGAGUUGUUGGGCAGAUGUGUCAAAGAUAAGGAAACAGGACUGUGUCUCUUGCCAGUGAAUGACACACCAAAUGCUACAGAAAACCCUAAUGUCUAUACUGACACAGAGAUAAAGCAAGAGUUUGAAAAGACAUCUGUGAACAUAUCAAUAGGACGGGUAAAAUCCUUUACUCUAUGGGACCUGAUUCACUCUAGGUACUUCACAGCAGAACAGCGGCUUGAAAUCAUUGAAAAAUACAGAACAAAGACGACUACCAUACAGACUAUAAUCACUCUAGUGAUUUCCACCAUUGAAACUCUGGAAAAGAGUGAAACUCGCGAGAUGAUAAUGGGCAUGAGAAAGCCUGUCUCUGCACAACAACUUUUGGAUUCUGAAAUUAUUGAUGCAGACACAUUCAAACAAAUGAAUGAAGGAAAACUAACCUUUGAAGCAAUCACCCAGCGAGAAUCUGUGAAAGGAUUCCUGAUAGGAACAGGAAGCAUUGCUGGAAUCAAAGUUUAUCCCUCACAGAAAGUAAUGAGCAUUUAUGAUGCAAAAAAGGAAGAUCUGUUGACACCUGGCAUUGCACUUCUUCUGCUGGAAGCACAAGCUGCAACAGGAUGGAUAAUUGAUCCACACAAAAACAAAUUCUAUUCUGUUGAUGAGGCAGCAAGAGAGAAAUUAAUUGGACUAGAUAUACAUGAGAACCUUCUCUUGGCUGAACGUGCUGUCACUGGUUAUAAAGAUCCUUAUACUGAUGCAACAAUAUCCCUGUUUGAAGCACUGAAUGAACAGCUGAUUCAAAGAAAUUAUGGUAUUCGUCUUCUUGAGGCACAGAUAGCAACUGGGGGAAUCACUGAUCCAAAUCUAAGUCUCAGGCUGCCUGACCGUGUUGCUAUUAAAAGAGGAUAUCUUGAUGAAGAAAUGAGAACACUUCUGUUGAACCCAACUGAUGAUGCAAAAGGAUUCCUUGACCCAAAUACUAAAGAAAUCCUCUCUUACCGUCAACUGAUAAACAGAUGUGAGAAAGAGCCAGAAACUGGGCUACUUCUUCUACCCCUGCAUACAGAGAAAUCUCAUCCAUUCCACACAGAUGAACAAAUUGAGCUUGCAUUCAAAAACAAAACCACCACCAUGAAUGUAGGAAAGUAUAAAAACAAAGAGGUCACAUUGUGGGAAGUGUUGCUUUCUGGAUACAUAUCAGAACAAAAAAGGAAGCAGCUCAUACAGCAAUUCAAGACCGGAACCCUGAAAAUGGAGGAAAUCAUUGAAAUACUUAUAGUUAUCAUUACAGAGGUAUCGUCCAAAGAAAAGAAGUUCAAAGGACUGAGAAAGCAGGUCUCAGCCAGUGAGUUGUAUGAAUCAAAAAUCAUCUCAAAGGAACUUUUUACACAGAUUAUACAAGGUGAGGUAACAGAAGAGAAUGUUACUAAAAUGGAAUCAAUUCAAAAAUACUUAGGGGCCACAAACUGUAUAGCGGGGGUAAGAGUUGAAUCCACAAAGAAGGUUAUGAGCAUCUAUGAAGCAAAAUCCAAAGGCCUGCUCACCCCUGGCACUUCACUUGUUCUGUUGGAAGCACAAGCUGCUACUGGUUUUGUCAUUGACCCAGUGAACAACAAGAAACUUUCCGUAGAGGAAGCUGUAGCUCAAGGUGUAGUUGGCAGAGAGUGGAAAAACAAAUUGCUUUCAGCAGAAAGGGCUGUCACAGGCUACAGAGAUCCAUACACUGGAGACACAAUUUCUUUGUUCCAAGCCUUGAAAAAGGAUCUCAUAGUAAAGGAACAUGGAAUUCGGCUUCUGGAAGCCCAAAUUGCAACAGGGGGCAUAAUUGAUCCACUCCAUAGCCAUCGAGUACCUGUACAGGUGGCAUAUGAAAGAGGUUACUUUGAUGAAGAAAUGAACCAGAUUUUGUCUGAUCCUGAUGAUGACACCAAGGGCUUCUUUGAUCCCAACACCCAAGACAACCUCACCUACAUGCAGUUGGUAGAAAGAUGUGUCAUUGAUCCCAUCACAGACCUGAAUUUGCUAGUCAUUGUUAAGAAAGGAGAGUUUUAUUUCUUUGUUGAUGAGGCUACAAAGUUAAUUCUAAAAUCUACAACAACAACAAGAGCAGGAGGUAAAUACCAAGGGAAAACCAUAUCUCUGUGGGAUCUUCUUUACUCCAAAUACAUCACUGAGGAGAAGAGGAGAGAACUUGUGCAGCAGUACAAGUCUGGAUCAAUCACAAUUGAACGUUUUCUGGAAAUCAUCCUGACAAUCAUUCAACAGCAGACAGCCUCGUCCUUAACAAGUGUCACAUGCCAACCACCACAAACUAAAGUUGACAGCAGCACAACCAAAACCACCAUUACCACUACUACCAUCUCAGAAACAAGUCAACUUCCAAAGUUCCAUGGAAUCCGAAAGGAUGUCACUGCAACUGAGCUCCUAGAAUCCCAAAUCAUCACUGAGGACCUCUACAAAGGUCUUAGCGCUGGAGAAGUCACAGUGACGGAAAUCAGUGAAAUGGACUCAGUACGGAAGUACCUUGAAGGGACCAACAGCAUUGCAGGAGUGUACCUGCAGUCCACCAAGGAGACUCUGAGUAUAUAUGAAGCUAAAUGCAGAGGCCUACUGACCCCAGGUACUUCUCUGGUUUUGUUAGAGGCCCAAGCAGCCACUGGCUUUGUCAUUGACCCGGUGAAAAACAAGAAACUUUCAGUUGAGGAAGCUGCAGCUCAAGGAGUGGUUGGCAAUGAGUGGAAAAACAAACUGCUCUCAGCAGAAAGAGCUGUUACAGGAUACAGAGAUCCCUACACAGACAAAACAAUGUCUUUGUUCCAAGCUUUGAAAAAAGAUCUCAUUGUGAAAAAUCAUGGGAUUCGUCUCCUUGAAGCACAAAUUGCUACAGGAGGAAUAAUUGACCCAGUGCACAGUCACAGAGUUCCUGUACAAGUGGCAUAUGAAAGAGGUUACUUCGAUGAAGAAAUGAACCAAGUUUUAUCUGAUCCUGAUGAUGACACCAAGGGCUUCUUUGAUCCCAACACCCAAGAGAACCUCACCUACCUCCAGCUGGUAGAGAGAUGUGUUAUUGACCCUGUCACAGGCCUAAGUUUGCUCGUCAUUGUGAGGAAAGGAGAGUUUUAUUUCUUUGUUGAUGAGGCUACAAAGCUCAUUCUAAAAUCUACAACAACAACAAGAGCAGGAGGUAAAUACCAAGGGAAAACCAUAUCUCUGUGGGAUCUUCUUUACUCCAAAUACAUCACUGAGGAGAAGAGGAGAGAACUUGUGCAGCAGUACAAGUCUGGAUCAAUCACAAUUGAACGUUUUCUGGAAAUCAUCCUGACAAUCAUUCAACAGCAGACAGCCUCGUCCUUAACAAGUGUCACAUGCCAACCACCACAAACUAAAGUUGACAGCAGCACAACCAAAACCACCAUUACCACUACUACCAUCUCAGAAACAAGUCAACUUCCAAAGUUCCAUGGAAUCCGAAAGGAUGUCACUGCAACUGAGCUCCUAGAAUCCCAAAUCAUCACUGAGGACCUCUACAAAGGUCUUAGCGCUGGAGAAGUCACAGUGACGGAAAUCAGUGAAAUGGACUCAGUACGGAAGUACCUUGAAGGGACCAACAGCAUUGCAGGAGUGUACCUGCAGUCCACCAAGGAGACUCUGAGUAUAUAUGAAGCUAAAUGCAGAGGCCUACUGACCCCAGGUACUUCUCUGGUUUUGUUAGAGGCCCAAGCAGCCACUGGCUUCGUCAUUGACCCGGUGAAAAACAAGAAACUUUCAGUUGAGGAAGCUGCAGCUCAAGGAGUGGUUGGCAAUGAGUGGAAAAACAAAUUGCUCUCAGCAGAAAGAGCUGUUACAGGAUACAGAGAUCCCUACACAGACAAAACAAUUUCUUUGUUCCAAGCUUUGAAAAAAGAUCUAAUUGUGAAAGAUCAUGGGAUUCGUCUCCUUGAAGCACAAAUUGCUACAGGAGGAAUAAUUGACCCAGUGCACAGUCACAGAGUUCCUGUGCAAGUGGCAUAUGAAAGAGGUUACUUCGAUGAAGAAAUGAACCAAGUUUUAUCUGAUCCUGAUGAUGACACCAAGGGCUUCUUUGAUCCCAACACCCAAGAGAACCUCACCUACCUCCAGCUGGUAGAGAGAUGUGUCAUUGACCCUGUCACAGGCCUAAGUUUGCUCGUCAUUGUGAGCAAAGGAGAAUUUUAUUUCUUUGUUGAUGAGGCUACAAAGCUCAUUCUAAAAUCUACAACAACAACAAGAGCAGGAGGUAAAUACCAAGGGAAAACCAUAUCUCUGUGGGAUCUUCUUUACUCCAAAUACAUCACUGAGGAGAAGAGGAGAGAACUUGUGCAGCAGUACAAGUCUGGAUCAAUCACAAUUGAACGUUUUCUGGAAAUCAUCCUGACAAUCAUUCAACAGCAGACAGCCUCGUCCUUAACAAGUGUCACAUGCCAACCACCACAAACUAAAGUUGACAGCAGCACAACCAAAACCACCAUUACCACUACUACCAUCUCAGAAACAAGUCAACUUCCAAAGUUCCAUGGAAUCCGAAAGGAUGUCACUGCAACUGAGCUCCUAGAAUCCCAAAUCAUCACUGAGGACCUCUACAAAGGUCUUAGCGCUGGAGAAGUCACAGUGACGGAAAUCAGUGAAAUGGACUCGGUACAGAAGUACCUUAAGGGAACCAACAGCAUUGCAGGAGUGUACCUGCAGUCCACCAAGGAGACUCUGAGUAUCUAUGAAGCUAAACUCAGACGCUUACUGACCCCAGGUACUUCUCUGGUUUUGUUAGAGGCCCAAGCAGCCACUGGCUUCGUCAUUGACCCGGUGAAAAACAAGAAACUUUCAGUUGAGGAAGCUGCAGCUCAAGGAGUGGUUGGCAAUGAGUGGAAAAACAAAUUGCUCUCAGCAGAAAGAGCUGUUACAGGAUACAGAGAUCCCUACACAGACAAAACAAUUUCUUUGUUCCAAGCUUUGAAAAAAGAUCUAAUUGUGAAAGAUCAUGGGAUUCGUCUCCUUGAAGCACAAAUUGCUACAGGAGGAAUAAUUGACCCAGUGCACAGUCACAGAGUUCCUGUGCAAGUGGCAUAUGAAAGAGGUUACUUCGAUGAAGAAAUGAACCAAGUUUUAUCUGAUCCUGAUGAUGACACCAAGGGCUUCUUUGAUCCCAACACCCAAGAGAACCUCACCUACCUCCAGCUGGUAGAGAGAUGUGUCAUUGACCCUGUCACAGGCCUAAGUUUGCUCGUCAUUGUGAGGAAAGGAGAGUUUUAUUUCUUUGUUGAUGAGGCUACAAAGCUCAUUCUAAAAUCUACAACAACAACAAGAGCAGGAGGUAAAUACCAAGGGAAAACCAUAUCUCUGUGGGAUCUUCUUUACUCCAAAUACAUCACUGAGGAGAAGAGGAGAGAACUUGUGCAGCAGUACAAGUCUGGAUCAAUCACAAUUGAACGUUUUCUGGAAAUCAUCCUGACAAUCAUUCAACAGCAGACAGCCUCGUCCUUAACAAGUGUCACAUGCCAACCACCACAAACUAAAGUUGACAGCAGCACAACCAAAACCACCAUUACCACUACUACCAUCUCAGAAACAAGUCAACUUCCAAAGUUCCAUGGAAUCCGAAAGGAUGUCACUGCAACUGAGCUCCUAGAAUCCCAAAUCAUCACUGAGGACCUCUACAAAGGUCUUAGCGCUGGAGAAGUCACAGUGACGGAAAUCAGUGAAAUGGACUCAGUACGGAAGUACCUUGAAGGGACCAACAGCAUUGCAGGAGUGUACCUGCAGUCCACCAAGGAGACUCUGAGUAUAUAUGAAGCUAAAUGCAGAGGCCUACUGACCCCAGGUACUUCUCUGGUUUUGUUAGAGGCCCAAGCAGCCACUGGCUUUGUCAUUGACCCGGUGAAAAACAAGAAACUUUCAGUUGAGGAAGCUGCAGCUCAAGGAGUGGUUGGCAAUGAGUGGAAAAACAAAUUGCUCUCAGCAGAAAGAGCUGUUACAGGAUACAGAGAUCCCUACACAGACAAAACAAUUUCUUUGUUCCAAGCUUUGAAAAAAGAUCUCAUUGUGAAAAAUCAUGGGAUUCGUCUCCUUGAAGCACAAAUUGCUACAGGAGGAAUAAUUGACCCAGUGCACAGUCACAGAGUUCCUGUACAAGUGGCAUAUGAAAGAGGUUACUUCGAUGAAGAAAUGAACCAAGUUUUAUCUGAUCCUGAUGAUGACACCAAGGGCUUCUUUGAUCCCAACACCCAAGAGAACCUCACCUACCUCCAGCUGGUAGAGAGAUGUGUCAUUGACCCUGUCACAGGCCUAAGUUUGCUCGUCAUUGUGAGGAAAGGAGAGUUUUAUUUCUUUGUUGAUGAGGCUACAAAGCUCAUUCUAAAAUCUACAACAACAACAAGAGCAGGAGGUAAAUACCAAGGGAAAACCAUAUCUCUGUGGGAUCUUCUUUACUCCAAAUACAUCACUGAGGAGAAGAGGAGAGAACUUGUGCAGCAGUACAAGUCUGGAUCAAUCACAAUUGAACGUUUUCUGGAAAUCAUCCUGACAAUCAUUCAACAGCAGACAGCCUCGUCCUUAACAAGUGUCACAUGCCAACCACCACAAACCAAAGUUGACAGCAGCACAACCAAAACCACCAUCACCACUACUACCAUCUCAGAAACAAGUCAACUUCCAAAGUUCCAUGGAAUCCGUAAGGAUGUCACUGCAACUGAGCUCCUAGAAUCCCAAAUCAUCACUGAGGACCUCUACAAAGGUCUUAGCGCUGGAGAAGUCACAGUGACGGAAAUCAGUGAAAUGGACUCAGUACGGAAGUACCUUGAAGGGACCAACAGCAUUGCAGGAGUGUACCUGCAGUCCACCAAGGAGACUCUGAGUAUAUAUGAAGCUAAAUGCAGAGGCCUACUGACCCCAGGUACUUCUCUGGUUUUGUUAGAGGCCCAAGCAGCCACUGGCUUUGUCAUUGACCCGGUGAAAAACAAGAAACUUUCAGUUGAGGAAGCUGCAGCUCAAGGAGUGGUUGGCAAUGAGUGGAAAAACAAAUUGCUCUCAGCAGAAAGAGCUGUUACAGGAUACAGAGAUCCCUACACAGACAAAACAAUUUCUUUGUUCCAAGCUUUGAAAAAAGAUCUCAUUGUGAAAAAUCAUGGGAUUCGUCUCCUUGAAGCACAAAUUGCUACAGGAGGAAUAAUUGACCCAGUGCACAGUCACAGAGUUCCUGUACAAGUGGCAUAUGAAAGAGGUUACUUCGAUGAAGAAAUGAACCAAGUUUUAUCUGAUCCUGAUGAUGACACCAAGGGCUUCUUUGAUCCCAACACCCAAGAGAACCUCACCUACCUCCAGCUGGUAGAGAGAUGUGUCAUUGACCCUGUCACAGGCCUAAGUUUGCUCGUCAUUGUGAGGAAAGGAGAGUUUUAUUUCUUUGUUGAUGAGGCUACAAAGCUCAUUCUAAAAUCUACAACAACAACAAGAGCAGGAGGUAAAUACCAAGGGAAAACCAUAUCUCUGUGGGAUCUUCUUUACUCCAAAUACAUCACUGAGGAGAAGAGGAGAGAACUUGUGCAGCAGUACAAGUCUGGAUCAAUCACAAUUGAACGUUUUCUGGAAAUCAUCCUGACAAUCAUUCAACAGCAGACAGCCUCGUCCUUAACAAGUGUCACAUGCCAACCACCACAAACCAAAGUUGACAGCAGCACAACCAAAACCACCAUCACCACUACUACCAUCUCAGAAACAAGUCAACUUCCAAAGUUCCAUGGAAUCCGUAAGGAUGUCACUGCAACUGAGCUCCUAGAAUCCCAAAUCAUCACUGAGGACCUCUACAAAGGUCUUAGCGCUGGAGAAGUCACUGUGAUGGAAAUCAGUGAAAUGGACUCAGUACGGAAGUACCUUGAAGGGACCAACAGCAUUGCAGGAGUGUACCUGCAGUCCACCAAGGAGACUCUGAGUAUAUAUGAAGCUAAAUGCAGAGGCCUACUGACCCCAGGUACUUCUCUGGUUUUGUUAGAGGCCCAAGCAGCCACUGGCUUUGUCAUUGACCCGGUGAAAAACAAGAAACUUUCAGUUGAGGAAGCUGCAGCUCAAGGAGUGGUUGGCAAUGAGUGGAAAAACAAACUGCUCUCAGCAGAAAGAGCUGUUACAGGAUACAGAGAUCCCUACACAGACAAAACAAUUUCUUUGUUCCAAGCUUUGAAAAAAGAUCUCAUUGUGAAAAAUCAUGGGAUUCGUCUCCUUGAAGCACAAAUUGCUACAGGAGGAAUAAUUGACCCAGUGCACAGUCACAGAGUUCCUGUACAAGUGGCAUAUGAAAGAGGUUACUUCGAUGAAGAAAUGAACCAAGUUUUAUCUGAUCCUGAUGAUGACACCAAGGGCUUCUUUGAUCCCAACACCCAAGAGAACCUCACCUACCUCCAGCUGGUAGAGAGAUGUGUUAUUGACCCUGUCACAGGUCUUAGUCUACUCCCCUUGAACAGAUGAUGGAAAGAAAACUGUGACACUACCAUUGACUUUGUUUGGUCUGCAUAAAUAUCAUGUUUUUGUGCUAAUUUCCCCAAGUACUUUUUUUGUCAAAUUAACAAAAUAAUUUCAGUGCAUGUCUUUCACAAUUUUACUUUUAUUUCAACCUGUGUUGACCACAUAGAAUAUAUACUGUAUGGACAACACAGCAAUAAUGUUGCAAUAGGUAUUUUCAUUUAUGGUUUCAUUCACCCCUUUCUCUGUUCAGUACUAUACACCCCUUAAGUCAGCAUACACCAGAGUGGUAACAGUUGCAUUUGCUGUUGAUGUUUGAUUUGUGGGUCGAUGGAUUUGAGUUUUUCUACAUUUGCACUCAAUAUAUAUUCUUAGUAAGUGAAACAUGGGAAUAGGAAAUUGUUGUUUAAGGCCCGUUUACACAGUAUGGAGCCAACGAUGCAUUUCUUUUGUCUUGCAGUUUUAUUGUAAAAAAACAUAAAAAAAAUAUCUUGCGCUAAAUGUUUAAUUGUGUCUGAAUAAAUAAUCAAAUUAAUAUAAUAGUCUUUCUUUCAAUGGUAACAUGUCAUGUUGGUGAAAGUCCCAUUAAGUACCCAUGAUAAUUUUCGUUCAACAAAGUGAAAAAUGUCUACCUGGUCUUUAUAGUAAAGAGAACAACAACCACUAGUGGAAACAACUUGCAAGUAGUGCUGAACAUAAUUUAUUUCAGAUAUUUUAGACAAACUUUAUUUUUUUUUCUCAAAUUAUCCAACGUAAAAAGUGUAGAAAAAGGGUAAUUUGAGAAAUUCUGAUAUACACAAGUUAUUGAGAACAACCCCAGCCCCUGUUUUCAUUGACAUCUAAGCAGUUCCAGUCCAGUUAUUACAAGAUUUGUAAUUUAAAAAGUAAAUUUAAAUUUAAAUGUUGAAACUUAAAGCUUAAUGAUUUGCAAAUUUAAUGUAUUGACUGAUGAACAUUAGAACAAUAUUAUACCACAGAGCCAUUAGAACAGUGCAAAAAAGAUAACAAAUAUGGCAGACCAACACCAGUGCAGUCUCAAGAUGUAAUCUACAUGAAGUGGAGUUGAGAUUAAUAUGAACUAGUAUGAGUGUGAAUGCAAUGAGACCUACAUGUGUAAUGCACUUGUGGAAACUUUUAUAAAAAAGUGUUGGGAUAA